Castor canadensis (American beaver) is the source of this 1288-nucleotide messenger RNA. RefSeq names its product phosphorylated adaptor for RNA export (gene Phax). NCBI's taxonomy places the organism in Eukaryota, Metazoa, Chordata, Mammalia, Rodentia, Castoridae. Gene Ontology annotation, cellular component: nucleus. Gene Ontology annotation, biological process: snRNA export from nucleus. The record is from RefSeq and is a predicted model, not a curated record.
CAGGGGAAGAUGGCGCUGGAGGCUGGCGACAUGGAGGACGGGCAGCUCUCCGACUCGGGUUCUGACAUGACGGUGGAAUCCACCGACAGGCCGCCGCAGGUGCCGAAAGCGCUAGGUGGUGAUGGUGCUGCAAGGGCCUUCCAGAGUGCUGCGCCAAUAUCACGUUAUCGUACUGUUAAAAGCGUGGAUUCAAGUGAAGACAGUUUUUCUGAUUCAGAUGAAGAUAGCUGUCUUUGGAAACGCAAGCGACAGAAAUGUCUUAACCCUCCUCCCAAACCAGAGCCUUUUCAGUUUGAGCAGAGUAGUCAGAAAGCAAUAGUAGCUGGAGGGAAGAAGGUGAACAACAUCUGGGGCGCUGUUCUGCAGGAGCAGAAUCAAGAUGCCGUGGCCAGCGAGCUGGGGAUCUUGGGGAUGGAGGGCACCAUUGAUAAAAGCAGGCAGUCUGAAACCUACAACUAUUUGCUUGCUAAGAAACUCAAGAGGGAAUCUCAAGAGUGUACAAAAGAACUAGACAAAGAGCUAGAUGAAUAUAUGCAUGGUGACAAAAAAGCAGAACCAAGGGAAGAUGAAAAUGGGCAAGGGCACCUCAAACGCAAACGACCCGUCAAAGAGAGACUGGGGUGCAGACCAGAAAUGGACUAUACAGGCCGGUAUGAGCUCACUGAGGAUGACUCUCACGAGAAGGUAGCUGAUGAAAUUUCUUUCAGGUUACAGGAACCAAAGAAAGAUCUCAUAGCUCGAGUAGUGAGGAUAAUUGGGAACAAAAAGGCAAUUGAACUUCUAAUGGAAACUGCUGAAGUCGAACAAAAUGGUGGUCUUUUUAUAAUGAAUGGUAGUCGAAGAAGAACACCAGGUGGCGUUUUUCUGAAUCUCCUGAAAAACACUCCUAGUAUCAGUGAAGAACAAAUUAAGGACAUUUUCUACGUUGAAAAUCAAAAGGAAUAUGAAAAUAAAAAAGCUGCUAGGAAGAGGAGAACACAAUUAUUAGGGAAAAAAAUGAAACAAGCUAUUAAAAGUCUGAAUUUUCAAGAGGAUGAUGAUGCAUCACGAGAAACUUUUGCAAGUGACACAAACGAGGCACUGGCCUCUCUUGGCGAAUCCCAGGAAGGACAUGGAGAAGCCAAGUUGGAUGCAGAGGAUGCCAUUGAGGUCGAUCAUUCUCACGACCUUGAUGUAUUUUAAGUCCAUUUGGGACAUUCUGAGGAGUAGGCCUUUCUCAGAUGGCAUUGUAAUAAACCAUCUCUACUGAGAUUGCUUUGUUUUGCUUUGCACUGAUAGACAUGAGAAU